Messenger RNA from Malassezia sympodialis ATCC 42132, 732 nucleotides. Its product is annotated as vacuolar protein-sorting-associated protein 25. Gene Ontology annotation, cellular component: ESCRT II complex. Lineage: Eukaryota; Fungi; Basidiomycota; Malasseziomycetes; Malasseziales; Malasseziaceae. Gene Ontology annotation, molecular function: protein homodimerization activity; structural molecule activity. Gene Ontology annotation, biological process: protein transport to vacuole involved in ubiquitin-dependent protein catabolic process via the multivesicular body sorting pathway. The record is from RefSeq and is a predicted model, not a curated record.
AUGUGGAGCGUCGUCCAGAGCAGACCGUGUUCGGCGCCCCACACUGAAGCCGGCGUGUCGCUACUCCGGACGACCAUGGCAGCGCCUGACUUUGAGUUCCCGCGCAUACAUGAUUUUGCUCCAUUUUACACGCUGCAGCCGAAUCCAGAAACAGCUGCUACUCAGGUCGAGAUGUGGGCGCGCUUGGUGCUCUCGUAUUGUCGGGCGCACAAACGCUUCGUCCUGCAGGCUGGCGGCGAGUGGGAACGCACAUCGGAGCUGUUUUGUCAUCGAACAAUCGACCGGGCGCUUUCUCCUGAUAUGGUGCGUGUCCUUUUCGCGUACCUGGUACAGCAGGGCCGCGCUGCAUACGACCCGCCACUGCCCAAAGGCGUGAAGCCUUUGCGGGUGGGUCAGGUCGAGGCGGACCACCGCAUGCAUGCGCUAAGUGUAGCGGGCGCCGAGGCCGUACCCGCCGGUACUAGUGAACCUGGAAGCAAGAUUUGGGUGUACUGGCACACACCUAGCGAGUGGGGCGAUGUGCUCUACGAGUGGAUCAAGAAUACGGGUCAAAAUCGAUCAGUGUUGACAGUCUACGAGCUGCAGCACAGUGCCUUUGCCGAGCAGCACGCACUUCCACUACCCAUACUCAUGCUGGCGCUUCGAUCCCUCGCGGCCCGGGGAUGCGCGCAGUUGUUUGGCGGCACGGAGGCGGCAGGAGAGGAAGAGCAGUUGGGUGUCAAAUUCGUGUAG